GAAUCCCUGACGUCACAAGGGAGGAGGCUCUCAGCCAGUGGGAGGAUGAAACACCCUUAAGAAGAAAUUAGAGAAAAGAUUGUUAUAUGGCAACACCAAGGUAUCCAAACAGAAAAAGGUCUGGAGGGUGGAACACUUUCCUUAAGAGCUGUGAUAUUUGCAGGGUCUCAUUCCAGGGCCAAAAGGUCACUAAGAGGGGAAAUGAUCAGGAGCUUUUAUAAAGUACUGUACAGAUGGUUUUUCUCUUUUAAAUACAGUACUAGAAUUGUGGGUCAGCCAAUGAAACUGACUGGUGGUACAUUCUAGGGCUGUGUACAGGUGCUGUCUUGCCAGCGCCCCCUAAUGGCUUUUUGGCCAAUAGCAACCACCAGACAAUCUAGAGGUCUUUUAGAUUCCACUGGACGGAGGACUGACAGACUCUUAGGUAGAGACAAGCGUUUAUUAAUUGGUAAACAUUAGCAAAGAAAUUGAUCAGCACCGUAGAAUAAGAGUCUAAUACAAAGCCAACAGCAACUGGAAUAAACUACAGAGCUAGCAAUAUAAGCAAUAAGCCAAAAAAUCUUAGGCAACAAUAAUCAUAAUACAGAUAGAAUAGGUAGAGUUCUUCAUGUCUCCCCAGCCGAUGGAGAUUUGGAAGGUUUAUCUGGGACACUUCAGACUGGCAGACGGUUGCUCUCUUCACAUUCUGGAAUGGAGCAUAGAACAAUAUAUCAAGAUCUCCCUGUCUCCUUAAGCUGCUGGCCCUUAUAUAGUCCAUAGUGAAGGUCUCACGCCAAGCUGGCAACAGAUGUGAUUCAUGCUGUAAUUAGGUUCCCAUCCUUUGAUGUAAUUAGGUUCCCAUCCUGCACAGCCCCAAUCACCCCACACUGCCGGAGGGAAAGGCGCAGGCCGUGGGAGGCCCAGCAGGCUGGACCGCAGCCCCCAUCCCACCCCCAAAGCCGUGGAAGAGGUGCUGACCGCGGGAGGCCCAGCAGGCUGCUCCGGGGGCCUGAGUCAGGCCACACCACCCACGUGGCCGCAACCUGGCCCAUAGCUGUCAACUUUUCCCUUUUCUUGCGAGGAAUCCUAUUCGGAAUAAGGGAAUUUCCCUUAAAAAAAGGGAAAGGUUGACAGCUAUGACCUGGCCCUGAUGCUGGGAAGGAGGUGCGGGCUGCAGCAAGGCCUAAGCAGGCCCCACCACGGCCCCAAUCCCCUGCCCGUCCCCGGGGGGAAGCCAUGAAGGUGAGCCACUCACCUCACCAAGAGCGAAGUCCAGCAAUGCAUCCAGGAGGAAGAAAACAAAGUGAGCCUGGCCUGAAGAGCACCGGCCCUUUUCCUGGCCCUCACCCCACCCCCAACUGGGGGCCCAUUGUCCUGCUGAGAUGGGGGCGGGGUGACAGUCACUCUGCAGCAAGGUGGGUGGCACCUGGCAGGUAAGCCCCCCGCUGUGUCACAAACCCCACCCACCUCCUGGAGGGGGUGUGAGCAGAGAUUACGUUCCCAUCCUUUCACUUCUUCUCAAACAGCCACGUUCCUUAUAUUAAAGCUACAGCUACACUGCAAAUCAGAAGCACCACAUUCUGUUUUAUUCCCUGGUGCCCUGCUCUGAUUCAUGGGCCCAGUUUGUCAGUCCAGAUCCAGAUCCAGAUCCAGAAAAUGCAAGUCUUUGCAAUUCCAUUUGCUAGCUCAGAUGGCUUCAAAACGGAAUUCGACAACAGGCCUCUUCGUUCUUCCGUUAAGCCACAGCAUCAGGUGUCAGGCUGGGUCUUGGCAGACUUGGAGAGCCUGUGUAACAGCUUCCUCUCUGCUUCUUUUCCAGUUCCAACUCAUGGUCUCCAUUCAAAUUGGAUUUCUAUGCAUCUCACGGAGACUGGAUCUUGUACCCCAUCUUUUCUGAUGAUCAGGAGGUAGUUCUAUAAUUAAAUGUAUAUACCUUCCAUCAAAGGGAAGCAAAGGGUGGCGCAGUGGGUUAAACCACAGAGCCUAGGACUUGCUGAUCUGAAGGUCAGCGGUUCGAAUCCCCACGACGGGGUGAGCUCCCGUUGCUCGGUCCCUGCUCCUGCCAACCUAGCAGUUUGAAAGCACCUCAAAGUGCAAGUAGAUAAAUAGGUACCACUCCGGUAGGAAGGUAAACAGUGUUUCCGUGCGCUGCUCUGGUUUGCCAGAAGCAGCUUAGUCAUGCUGCCCCCAUGACCCGGAAGCUGUACACCGGCUCCCUUGGCCAAUAAACGAGAUGAGCGUCGCAACCCCAGAGUCGGCCACGACUGGACCUAAUGGUCAGGGGUCCCUUUACCUUUACCUUCCAUCAAGGGUGGUGACCCUCCAGAUGUUAUUGGUCUACAACUCCCAUCGUCCUCAACCAUUGACCAUGAUGUCUGUGAUGCAGGGAGUUGGCACCCAGGAACAUAGGAAGACCUCAUAGAUCCCACAAGAUCUAGUAAAUGGUGAACAUCUCAAUGGAGUACUGCAAACGAGAUGUCCAGGAGUUUAGAGAGGAAUAGGAUGCAAAAUGAGAAAGUGCUAUACUACCUAAAACAAUUUUCAAAAAUGCAUUGGAAUCCAUAUAGAACAUUUCUUUUGGUUCAAAACUGAGAUUGAUCUAGCAAAAGAAAAAGAAAGAUAUUUCAGUUAUAUUGGACUCAACAACCUCUUUACGGGAAAGGAUGGUCUAAUACUGAUAGACCUAAUGUGCUCCUAGUGUUAUUCUCCAUUUGUUCUUGUCUUGUUCUUACUCAGACAAAACCAAGAGGAUGGGGAAGCUAGCGCUUGCAAAGAGUGGAGCGUCCAGAAGGAACGCAGCGUCCAGAAAGCGUAAAGCAAAAGCAAGUGAAACUGGUGGUCUGUAUACAGCACAGUCAUAUGGGCUGAGGUUUCUCAUAAAGUAGAGGAAUGCGCGGGAAAGGGAAGUUGAUGGAGAGACGGGCAGGGAGAGGAUUGUGCCAGGGAGGAGUGCUGAGAAAAGCCCACGCAGCUCUUUGGGUGCCAGAGAGCCACUAAGCCCCAUAGAAACCCCAGGGGUGGGCCUAAUCUUUGCUGCUGGCUGCUGUGUUCCUUUAGUGUGUGCAGUCAGGAAUGGCUGUACAAUUAGGCAGAAUGAGGCAGUUGCCUCAGGUAGCAGGUCUGGGGUGGGUAGAGAUGUGCAGACCACACAAACUGCACUGCGCCUCCUCAGUUAGUCUGCUGCCCCGUUAGCCACAUUGAGAUAAGAGCCAAUGGCCAGCCCAGCCCAGCUUGUGUAUGUGGAAUUAUGUGUUUGGAGGGAGCAUCUUGUCAUUUGUCUGGGGGGCAGGAAGUAGUAUCAAAGGCUCCUGUCUUCUGAUCCGGACAUUGGUCAGAAAAGUUUCCACAAGCAGCAUGGCAUCUCGACUUGCUUCCUCCACCUGCUUUUAUCCUCCCAAGUGCCCACCCCCUGAACAGUUGAGUGUCCCUGGCUGAUGGCUUCCACAGCACAUGGAAGCCCUUUUUCCUGGAGUGGCAAUGGUAUGUUGGCUACUGAUGGCUAAAGCAGGAUUUUCUUUCUUCAAGCAUCUGCUUUUCAGGACUUGGUUACUUUCUUCAAAUCUCCAAUUGGUGAAAGAUUGAUCGUACUUGAGAUUUUCAUCUUUACUGUCAUGACACUGAUGGUUUUCAUUCUGUGUAAGUACACAACUGGCAUAUGGUGAUACUUCUGUCGUGGGCUUUGCUUCAAUGCCAAUAGCAUUUCCAAAAAGAGAUGGCAGGAUGCAGCUUCCAUUGACCCCUUUCAUCUCUCUUUUAUACCAGGGAGGGAGUUCCAGCUGUCACCCAGUGAGAGCAAAGGCACUGUUUUGUUCUCCCUGAAUAAGUGAGUUCCAGCACUUGGAACAGAAGCACAGGCUAACACAAGUCCCCGGGACACCCUGGACAAUUCCCUUUCCCAGCUUGCAAUUCUCUCCUCCUUUCCCAACUAAUCCUCAUUUGCUGUGGGAGAGCCCCCAUUUCUGGUCCUCAGCACCCUGUCCUCUGCUAGGGCUCCAGUCCCUUCAAGGAAAGUGUUUGGGGAAAACAGGCUGCAAAGGAUAAGGCCAUGGCUAAUGUGGCUGGAUCCAGAGCCUACCUAAAUAUCGAGAUAUAUGCAGGGCUUUUUUCAGCCGGAAUUCAUCAGGACUCAGUUCCGGCCCCUCUCAGGUAGGUGAUGUUUCCAUUCUAAGAGAACAAGGGAGGCAUUAAUGGCGAGUUUGAGUGCCUCUUUUUCUAGAAAAAUAGCACUGGAUAGAUGAACACAUGGCCUAUUUGCCUAGUGAAUUCAUUUUUAAAGUAAGCAAAGCUUGGGGUGAGGGAGUCAAAUGAUCCAAGAAUUUGCAUAUUUUAAGCAUACGGCAGAGCACGAGGCAGCCUGGCAAAGGCAAGUCUGUAGGACAAAGAGGACAGGUGUAUCUAGACAACCAAAAAUCUAAAGCUCUCUAAGGAAGGCCAGCUAUCUGGUGAAGAAGUAGCAGGCUAAAUGGAAACAGGACUUCAGACGACCAGGGCAGCUUAAAUCAAGGCAUGGGAACCCUCAGUCUAAGGGCUGAGAGCAGAAAAUAUUAAUAGAAGUCAUUUUCAUGUUUUUGUUGAUUUGAUUUUUUAUUUGCCCUUCUCCCUAAGGACCCGGGGCACGUUAUAAGUCGGCAAUUUAAAUUCUAUAUUAAUAGCAGUUUGAAACCAAGUAUCCCCUUCCCCAGCUUAUCAGAUUAGUGUGCCAGAACACAAUUUCUUCAUUUCUUUUCUACCUCCCUCCUUCUUAGAUCGGAAGGAACUGAAAAAGAGAGAGGAGCUUCAAGUGGCAAUGGAUAUGAUACGAACCGUUGUUGUUGAGACUGAUCCAAUCUACGAAGACAAGGAUGGUAAGCAUUUUAUAUGCACAUCCACACUUUUGCUGUAAAACAUUUAAAUUAAACAGACUUCAAUUCCUGUAGUUAAAUUUGGCGUUCAUAUUGCUUGAGCAAUACAUAUGUUCAAUGAAACUCAUCACGCAACAGAGUUCAUCACUUUUUCAUUGCUCAGCAGGAAGAAAGGCAGACGGUUGUGAUUCUCACAUCUCCCCACUAGAAAUGCUGUCCUCGCCCAUCACACUGUAACUCACAAUGUUUGUGCUAGUGCAAGAUUUUAGCACUAGCACAAGGGAACGUUCCCCCCACUUCUCCCUGCAUGCCAUCACCAAAGCUGCUCUCCAGGAAGGGGGGGGACUUUGGAACAGAUUGGAGGGAAGGAGGCUGAAGAUCGCAUUGCACAAGGGAAAAUCCUUGCACUGACAUUAUAUCCCACAUCAUAAAAAGAGUUUCAGUGCCUCUGUUUUCUUAGAUCUCACAAAGCAUAAUUGAAAACUGCAAAGUAUUCUUUGUAUAUUUGGCUUUCCUGUGGAAUUCAAGGCAGAAUUGGUUUGUGACCCUGUGAUUCCCAGCAGAAAAGGAGGACAUAGGAAGGGAACAUCAGAGAUACUUCAUGAGCCACUUUUAAUAUGAGAACAGGAUAGUAGACUGCAGGGGUCUUUGGUCUGAUCCAGCUGCAGGGGUCUUCAGAGGCUUUUCGUUGGUGAUCUCAGCCACAGAGAAUCAACUCUGCCCUUAUAUUCGUAAGAAAUCCACACUGGAGCUCUGCUUCUUGUUUCAGGCUUGAGUGUUUUUAAGUGUUUGGAAAUGGUUUCCUGAUAUUUGCAGCUUGUUAUUUCAGAUACUCCUGCCUUAAACUGUUUCAAAUCUUUUAGACUUAGAAAUACUUGCUGCAGCUCAAAACAUAUCGGAGGAAAUGCAGUAUUUUGCCAACUUAAAUGAUCAACUGCAAAAAGAAAUUGGUAAGCUACCCUACGAUGCUGGAAAAUUGUAGUGCAGCGGGAACCUGCCCUGAUUCUGCACCAGUUGAAAGUCCCUCCUCUAGCUGAAAACUCUUAGAGCCAGAGCAGACUGCUGCCCUCCUUCGCAUCCAGCCACCCUAGCGAAACAUCAGAGAUAUUCAGAUCAGCUCUCCUGAACUGUCAAAAUGCUUUGCAAGCAAGUCACAGAAAGCUGCUCUUAGUUCUAUCAUCUCCUUCGGGCCAGACUGUAGCAGGCCCCACGCUACCCGGGAAAGCUCUGCUGGAUGGCACAAUGGAGGAAGCAGAGCACGUCUUCUUUGUAGCCUUCACUGCCACUUGGUGGGCUCGAUGAUGAGCCCUCACCAGUAGUCGAUUGCAUUCAACCAGAUUUUUCCUCCACUCACGUAAAAGCCAUCUUCCAGCAUCUUUCUUUGCCCUAACCUCUGCAGUAUAAGGUAAAGGGACAGCUGACCGUUAGGUCCAGUCGUGACCGACUCUGGGGUUGCGGCGCUCAUCUCACUUUAUUGGCCAAGGGAGCCAGAGUAUAGCUUCUGGGUCAUGUGGCCAGCAUGACUAAGCCGCUUCUGGCAAACCAGAGCAGCGCACAGAACGCCGUUUACCUUCCCGCUGGAGUGGUACCUAUUUAUCCACUUGCACUUUGAUGUGCUUUUGAACUGCUAGGUUGGCAGGAGCAGGGACCAAGCAAUGGGAUCUCACCCUGUCGCGGGGAUUCAAACCGCCGACCUUCUGAUCGGCAAGUCAUAGGCUCUGUAGUUUAACCCACAGCACCACCCAUGUCCCCCUCUGCAGUAUACUAGGGGGCCAAUCAGGCUGCAUGAAGCAGGAAUGGGCACUCAGGGCCAAUCAUGUCAGUGGCCCAAGCCAAGGCAGAGGGCCCUCCCCUCUCGGUAGUUGCACCCGCCCUAUGGCACUCCCUCCCACCAGAUAUCAAGGGGAAAAACAACUAUCUGACUUGUUGGAAGUUGCCCAGAGUGGCUGGGGGAAACCCAGUCUGAUGGGCAGCAUAUAAAUAAAAUAUUAUUAUUAUUAUUAUUAUUAUUAUUAUUAUUAUUAUUAUUAGGUUGUUCCAGAGCUUGGCCAAAGUUCGGCAGGAGCACCAAAAUCCCCCAGAGCCAUUUUGGAAGCCCACUGGAUCCAUCCUGUCAGCUCAGGCAGGGAGACUGCUGGGCAGCAAAGUGGAUGGUAAACCAGCAGACUCCCUCAUUUGUCCCAGUUGCCCAAUGCCAGGAACACACACUCUAGAUUCCCACCCCCACCCCCAGCAGAGAGCCUGGAGAGAGGAAGAGAAACAAAUAGGUGAGGCCCCAGGGGUUCAGAUAACGCCUGUGAGGGGACGUACAUCUUUUGCCUGUUCCCUCAAAUAAAAGCUUCUUGACUGCGUUCCUUUUCCAGCUCUCCCCACCCAGGUAUUUACUGCAGCACCAGCAUGGGUUGAAGCGUUAAUGUUGUUCUUGUUUUAAUCUUUCUGAGCUUCCUAGAUGAAUAUAUGUUAUCACGUGGCCACAGGAAUGAACUUAACAAAAAUAACUGAAAUAACUGCACAGACAAACAAGGUGGUCCCCAUUAAAUUCCCUAUUUCCCCCCUCUACUUCCUCCAUACAUGGCUUGACUCAAAGAUACCCUUCUUGAAAACUUGAACAAUGGCUGGGUCAUAUAUGAAAGGACCUUCUAUUGGUUUUCUAUUGAGAUAGGCUCAUGGACGGAUGCCCAAAAAAAUUGUGAGCAGGAGGGCGCCAGGCUCAUUUCUGUGGAAACAAGGGAAGAACAGGUGAGCAUCAUCACUAUCCAUUCAAGAAGCUCCAAUCCCCCUGUAUGCAGCCAAGACAGCAACUCCAUCAGUCAAGCCAAGGGGUGGGUGGGGCAGGGAGCAGCUGCUACCAUCUGGGACUCACUGAGGUUUCUUGGAGCUGCUGAGCUCUAAUAGUCAGGAAGGAGGUCCUGAAGGAGGUGAAGGAGGAGAUACUUGAGGGGCAUCUAUCCCUUGGCUUGCCGGUAAAUUCUUCCUCUACUCUGUGAGAUGUACUGAGUGCUUAGAAAGAAGGCUUCACUCACCACCCUAACCCUCUGGCAUGAGAGUAUCAUGGAGAUUACUCUAGAGGAGCUUGCAGAGUAUAUCCCUCUCCCAGCACCUUAGCCCUGGUAGAGGAGCUACUGGGCUGCUACAGGGCACAGACAUGGGUGAGACUCCAUCAUCAUGCCAUCAAGUAUCCCACAAGCAGACUGAUUCCAGUGUCUUUGGAGCCAACCAACAAACAUGGCGGCAGAAAUUGGAGUAUUUGCCACACAGGUCACUGUCCUGCUAGGUGGUUCCAAGACCAACUGUUCUCUGGCACAGUCAUUUACAGCAUCUGGAAAUUUUAACUCUGUGUCAUGACUGGAAGACAUGUGUAGCCAGUCUCGGUGAGGGCAGGUGAAGUUACCCUUCCCUACAAUAUUUCCUCUUUGGGAUGCUUCCUUGCUUCCAUCAUCAUCAUCAUAAUUGUGAUCAGGGGGACAAUACCACAUCCACUGUACGAAAUUAUUCUCGGUGAUGGGAAUACUAUGUAUAGUUUUGAUCACUGCUUCCUCAAUAUAUGUGGAUUGGACCUUCAAAUGUGACACCUGCUGCUUUUAAAAUGUGCUUGUUUUAUGCAUGUUGAAUUUCUGUCAAGGGCUAUAGUCUCCUAGAGAAAAGGACAUUGUCUUAAUAUAUUUUAUUUGUUCUUUCUGCACCCCUUCCCUAGUAUUUUAUAAACAAGCAAGUAGAAAGACAUCAAAAGUUUUUUUGGAUUGGAGUCUUUAAAGACAAGGGGAAGAAAUGGUCGUGGCUGUCAGGAAUGGAGGCUGCAGUCCAGUAAGUUUCUGAAGAAACAUUUGUUAAUGGCGUGCAUUCCAAAAAGUUACAUAACUGAUCUGUUCACCCUCCAAAUAUAUUUUGCCAUGCACUUUUCUCCACUACCAAAGAUCUGCAUAUGUACUCCUCCACAGCAUUGUCCAGGUGAGCGACUGCUUCUUCUCUCAAGGUUGGAGCAAGGCUGCUCUUCCUGCCUCUCUAACCUAUGAAUGCGGUGAUUCAGAAGAGGGUGAGGGCAUCCUUUUCAAUGGUUUGUGCUGCUUAGCUCAGCUGCAAAAGGACUUGCAGGAACCUAAACUGAGCAACACUCUCUUUAGGAAAAUAUUUCUACAGUUAUCUGCUAAACAAUCUGAAUAACUAGCAAUCUCAGAACUAAAAUAAUAGGAGCAGAGGAGGCAAGUGUGCGAGAGAGCGUAGUUCACGUCACUCUCUUGGAUAGAAUCAUAGACACAUAGAAAUGUAGCGUUGGAUGAGACCCCAAGGAUCAUCUAGUCCAACCCCCUGCAAAGCAGGAAUCACUGACAGAUCCCCAAUAGUUUUGGGUUGUUUAAGACAGUUCAUGGUUCCCUUUAAGUAUCUAACAACCCUUUUCAACCCGUGUUGAUGCAUUGACAAGGUCAGAGUAAGAUCUCACUCAUCCACAGCUUGGUAGUAGAACAGCGAGCUGGUCUGGCAUUUAUUACCAAGACUGGAUGAACAGAGGGUUGCUUUCUCCUGGAACAAAACCCAAUGACAUUCAUCUCCAUUGAUGCACCCAAUACUAAUCACUUAACCUUUUUGGCAAAGGCAUUGAGUAAAGUUCACAAAAGGCCAUUGGAGUUGGAUAAUACCAGCUGGGAACUUAAACCCUGUAUGCCAGUGGUUCCCAGUUAGCUAAGUAGUACAGACCCCUUCUUUUUCAAAAGCCAAGCCAUGGGCCCCUCUACCUUUGAACAUUUGGAUAUCUCUGUGGCAGUUUUUGUCAUGCAAAUGGUGUAAUGGAGCCGCUGGGUGGAUGGUCCUUGGACUUCCAAUUGGUGAAUCACUGCUGUAUGUGAACUUAGACUUGAUCAAAGGGCAGAUCCAACCCCAACAUCUCAUGGGAGUAAAAGAACACCCACUACACCAUUAUUACUAAUAUCAAUUGAAUAGAUUCAUGGAGAGUUAAAAAUGGGGGAGUUAUAGUAUACAUUUACACAGAAUUUUAGUGUUCUGUAGUGGGACUUGAUUCAAUAUACAAUGGACACUGGAGAAUGCAAGGCCUUACCAGAAGUGACAAUAAGCAUGGGGCUAUCAACUAUGGAUAAUUGAUUAGAGUAUAUAUAUAUAUAGAGAGAGAGAGAGAAAUCAUAUCAUUCCAACCAUCUCUAUAAUGGCUUUGUGGUUAUAGAUUAUAUUUUGUAUUUCAGUUGUAGACUUAGCUAUUUUUGUUUCUGUAUAGUGUCAUUGCCAUCCUUGUGCAUAAGGUGAGUGAUAGAUGUGAGAAGAGGUGGAUUAUGGCAGAUGCAAAUCUAACAAAGUUUUUAUUUGCUCAGAACAAUCACUACUGUGCUAACUCUGCUACGAGAGAGUAAGGAUCUCUCAACACCCAAUAUGGUCCACAGCAGAUCUGAGGAGGAUGUGGGUGCAGAUGGAGAGGAGAGAGGGCCAGUUCUGUUGCAGAAAUGGAAAUCCUGGCUAUAGCAGAAGUACUGCAUGGGAUACUACACAAAAUUGUUAAAUAAAGUGACUGCAAGUUCUUGUGUGUACCACUGAGCCUUCCACAGUGACACCCUCUUUUUUUUCUUCUUCUUCCUAUGAGGAAUCACUUCAUAUCAGAAGAAAAUAGUCUUGACCCACAGUUGUGGUUUUUUUGUUCUUUUAUAUGGUUAGAAUUCUAAAAUCUGGGGAGAAAAAUCCAUCACAAUUGUGGGUGGAUGUGAAGAGAGAAAGAGCUGAACAUCUUUUUAAUGGUAGAAGACAUGGGGAGUGAGCGAGGAAGUAGACAUCCAAUCUUGAUUGAUCAGUCCUGCUUUUCUUUUCAGCUACUGGAAUUACUAUGAGCCAAAUUAUGAAGCGAACCAUGACUGUGUUGCUGUGUCCUAUGACUGCUACUAUGGAAAAUGCUGGAUGGCAUUUGAAUGUGAUCUACAAAUACACUAUAUUUGUAAGAAGGUGCCUAAUGAUACUUGGCUCUAAGAAGACACCUUAAGAUGAACAUAACUGGAUCCCAUGAUCACUACACAAAACCAAAACCAAGAGAUCACCCCACGGUUUUGAUGCACAGUCCACACCCUGCCACCUAGAUUAUGGGACUCUCUGGCACCACCCCUCAAACACACAGUGAAAAGACCUUAAUCUGCAAGCUCAAACAUAGAUGGCUACGAAAAUAAAGAAUGGAAGGGUCCAGUCAUA
Messenger RNA from Podarcis lilfordi (Lilford's wall lizard), 10997 nucleotides. The record is from the annotation of a GenBank genome assembly. NCBI's taxonomy places the organism in Eukaryota, Metazoa, Chordata, Lepidosauria, Squamata, Lacertidae.